GUGUGAAGUCAUGUGACCUGUUUGGCUCCUCCUUCUGCAGAGUAUAAAGGCUUCUGAACACACUGAUCUUUGCAUUUCCUCACUAAGUCUAACAGCCUGCAGAAAUCUGCUUAACAGUGCCAUAUCCUGGGACUGAUCUUCACUGAUUUUGGUAGCAGACAUAAUCAUGGACACUGCUGUUCUGAAAGACUCAGGAUGUCCUGCUGUCUGCCAUCAGAAAACCAACAAGGAGAUGUUUGGGACUCUGACCAGAGUCUCUGUUGGUAAAAAGCAACUGAACAAACCAAAUAAAACCAUCUUACUUGUUGGAGAAACAGGAGCAGGAAAAACUACUCUGGUCAACGCUCUGUUCAACUACAGCAUGGGAGUAAAGUGGCAGGAUAAGGUCUGGUAUCAGAUCGUAGAGGAGGGAGAACAAGGUCCAACAUCAGAUGUGAUCGUUUACGAGAUCUUUGGUUCUGAGUGUAAAACUCUGCCGUACUCUCUGACCGUCAUCGACACGCCUGGUGUUGGCGACACCAGAGGGAUUGAACGUGAUGUUAUCAUCAGUCAGAGAUUGUUUGACUUGUUUCGCUCAGAGGAUGGAGUUCAAAAAAUUCAUGCAGUUGGUGUGGUAAUUAAAGCAACAGACACUAAAAUCAGUGAGCGACUGUCAUACGUCUUUGAUUCAGUGAUGUCUCUUUUUGGAAAAGACAUGGAGAAAAACACUGUGGCGCUCAUAACCCAUUCAGAUGGAACAAAAACUGAAAUUGCUCUUCAGGCACUUGAAUGUGGAAGAUCUAGAUUUGUAAAAAACAAGAAGAAUCAAGCUCUUCACUUUAUGUUCAAUAACUGUCAGAAUGCGCCCCUUACAGAAGAAACUGGAGCAGAUCUAAAAGAGGCAUGGAGAGUGACAGAGAGUGGAAUGAGUCAAUUUGCAUCUUUUCUUGAAAAGACUUCUCCUCAACAGCUACAAGCAAUGUUUGGGUGGAACUCACGCAUCAGACUGUCAGCAUACAUACAAAACCUCCAAGAGAAAAUCCAACUGAAUGAACUGAAAAUGAAAGAAAUAACACAGAUUGAAGAAGCAUUAAAGAAAAACAAGAAAGACACCGAGAAAGAUGAAAAGUUCCCUGUAAACGUAAAUGAAGUUUACAAAGUUAGGGAACCUAUUGACAGUGAGACAUCGUUUUUAAAAUCUGCCGUGUGCUGUACUGUCUGUGAGGAGAACUGUCAUUACCCUGGUUGCACAAUGGCUUUGGAUCCACAACACUGUGAAGUCAUGAAGUAUGGCCGAUGCACUGUUUGUGUCAAGAAAUGUCAUACAUCAUCUCAUGUUAAAGACAACUGGAGGUAUGUCACGAAGACAAGAGAAGUUAAGAGAACACAAGAAGAAAAUAAACAGAGGUAUAAGAGUAAUAAUUCUGAUAUAAAGAAAAACGUAACAAUACUAGAAAUCCUAGAAAAAGAAAUGGAAACCCUUACCCAAGAGAAGUUACAGUUGACAGAGGAUGCCUACCAACAGGCUGUCAAACUGGAACAGUGUGUCCUUAACGUAUAUUCGGUCUCCACAUAUGUCUCUUUGGAUUUCCUGAUUGAAAAGAUGAAGGAAAAACAUGACCAAGAGAAAGUCCAGAAACUGGAGGAGAUAAAAAGCACAUUUCAACAGUUAAACGAAGGAGCCAAAGCAGUGCUGCAGUUCAAGUCCAACACAACCUCUUUGGAAUAUAUAACUUCCAUCAGUCUUCUAGUUCGUUCCGGAUCUCCUGCGGUCUACCAGCUCAGAACAAAGAAGGAGAACUUUGGGACCUUGACCCGACUGACUGUCGGUACAAAAAAGCUGAACAAGCCAAAUAAAAGCAUCUUGCUUGUUGGUGAAACAGGAGCAGGGAAGUCUACUCUGAUCAACGCUCUGGUCAACCACGCCAUGGGAGUGAAGUUUGAGGAUGAAGUCUGGUUUCAGAUUGUAGAAGACGAGAACAGAAAUCAGACAGAAAGUCAGACCUCAGAUGUGAUGGUGUACGAGAUCUUUGGUUUUGAAGGUAAAACUCUGCCCUUCUCUCUGACCAUCAUCGAUACUCCUGGCUAUGGAGACACCAGAGGGAUUGAACAUGAUGUCAUCGUCAUUGAAAGAUUGUUCGAGUUGUUUCGAUCUGAAAAUGGCAUUCAUGAACUUGAUGCAGUGGGUCUGGUGCUGAAGUCAAGCGUGAAUCGUCUGAGUGACCGACUGAAGUACAUCUUCGAUUCAGUGAUGUCUCUGUUUGGAAAAGACAUAGAGAAAAACAUUGUAGCCCUGGUCACUCACUCCAGUGGAAGAAGGCCGAAGGACCUGCUUCAGGCUCUCGAAGCUGCAGAUAUUAGAUGUGCCAAAGAUGAGAAGGAACAACCUGUUUACUUCCUGUUUAAUAACUGUCAACAAGAUGAGCGAACAGACGAACCAGAAUACCUGGAAAAUGCUGAUAGAAUAGCAAGGAGAGGACUGAGUGGCUUUACUGCCUUCCUGGGAAAAACUGCACCUCAAAAACUAGAAAUGACUUUGGAUGUUCUCAAUGAACGGAUCCGACUGGCAUCUUGCAUCCAGAACCUGCAGGAUAGGAUCCAGUUGUCUGAGCUGAAACAGGCAGAAAUUAAACAGAUCCAAGAAGCUCUGAAGAACCAUGAAGAUGACAUGAAGACCAAAGAGAAGCCCACUGUAGAUGUUAAUGAAGCCUACAAAGACAAAGAAUACAUUGAAGGAGAUUUGCUGUUGAUGACUUUAUUUAAAGGAGCAGUCUGCUGUACCGUCUGUGAGGAGAACUGUCACAAUUCUGGAUGCACAAGUUCUACAAGCCUUAAAGACUGUGAGGUGAUGAAAGAUGGCCGCUGCACCAUUUGUUCUUUGAAGUGUCCUGUAUCUGCUCAUGUGAAAGGAAAGUGGAGAUAUGUGAGCAAGACAAAGAGAGUUCAGAAAAGUCUGAGAAACAUAAAGGAUGUAGGUGAUAAUAAAGACUCAGAAAGGAAACAAAAGUUGGGCCUUUUGGAAACUCUUGAAAAUGAAAUGAAACAACUAACAGAUGAUAAUUUGCAAUUGGUGGAAGAAUCCUUCCAACAUGUUAUCAAUCUUGAGAAGAUCGCCCUCAAAACUGACACAGCAUCCACUUAUGUCCACCUUGACUUCUUCAUUGAAAAGAUGAAAGAAACAGGAAACAUUAAGAAGGUCCAGAAACUAGAGGAGAUGAAAUGCAGAGAGGGCGAAUGAAUAGGAUCAAUGCUGCAGUAUGUUUGGGGAACAGCAGCAGGAAAAAAUAUUAAGGAAUGAAUGUAAUUGACUGAAUUUUUGAAAUUCUAUUUUGCCAAAAGUAUUGGGUCCCAGCACCAAAUCAAUGAGUUCUGGUGGUCCAAUCACCUCCAUGGCUGCAGAUGUGGAGAAACUUGACUGGCCUGCAGAGUCCUGACCUCAACCUUCUUCAACACCUUCGGGAUGAAUUAGAGUGGAGACUGUAAUUCUGGUUUUCUCCUCUAACGCUCUCCUAAACCUUGGAAGACGUUAACAGAAAAGUUAAAGUUUCCAUUGCUGGCAACGGUGGGUCCAUCAACAAACUGGACCUUCUAGAUUAAGAAUAGGGGACCAUCAAAGUUAAUGUAAUUGUACAAGUAGACAGACAAAUACUUCUGGCAAUAUAGUACAUACUGGGUGUUUUUUGUAUGAAGACAUUUCUAAUUAAUAAAGUAGUAAAUUGAAAAAAAAAA
This is a messenger RNA of Girardinichthys multiradiatus, 3708 nucleotides long. RefSeq lists its product as uncharacterized. Gene Ontology annotation, molecular function: ATP hydrolysis activity; GTP binding. The transcript has 4 exons. Bases 167 to 3217 code for a protein of 1016 amino acids. The record is from RefSeq and is a predicted model, not a curated record. Lineage: Eukaryota; Metazoa; Chordata; Actinopteri; Cyprinodontiformes; Goodeidae.